CUGCACAAUGAUGUAUGUGUUGUCGUCAGGGCUCUCAGGGAACAGCUUGGAAAGGCAUGUCCUUGGGUUGCCUAGCUUCGUCUUGUCGUCCAGAUCAUCGAGCGUGAUGAUGUUCUCGUCCCCGGCAUUCUCGUCAACGGGAAUUGUGGCUCGCCAGAGAACCAAUCCUUGGCGUCAAUGUGGUUAAAGGCGCUUGGAUUUUGGCCUUGAUGAGCUCUUGAGUUCGUCAAUGGUUGAUAUGGAUGUUGCCUUGACCGAGAACGCGUUGGCUGUGGACUCGCCGUCGACGACACAGAAGAGGGUGAGUGCGUUUGCCGCCAUGGAUGAGAGGGGCGUUAUCUGGGAUGGAAUGGGAUGUGAGGCGCGGGAAGCCGUUGAUGGGUGUGGGUUGUCUGGAAGGCAAUGAACAAGAGUGUUGUGAGAAUGGAGCAAAACGCGUUUUGAUGAAUUUGCCUCGAUGACAUGACUCAGAUAUUCGGAUCCAAUUAUUUCGCAUACGACAAGAGUCUUCAGGAGGGUCCUCAAAACAGAUCUUAUGCAUGGGCGGAUGAAAACUCGAACACGUUCUUCGUGGCGUUCGCGAGCAGCACAUCAAGGAAUGGCAAGAACCCGUUUUAUGAGUACUCGAGCUAUGAAGACUUGUCUGCAUCCUUGCGCGCAUACACUAACGUCCCGGACGAAGACAAAUGCUUUACGGAGCAAAUUCGUGAAGGCCGUCCGUGCUCUGAAUACUAUGACAUCGACCUGGCCCUUGACAUCGACAAUGCUCUUGAUUCUAGUGCGAGUGGCAUUGCUUCGCUUGAACAACAGGUGUUUGCCGAGUUUCUUAUCGCACGCAACCAUUUCGCGCCCAAUUACGCAGUGACUACAUAUGCGUUCAAGGAUAACAACAAGCACAUGAAGGCAUUUAUGGUCCAGUUCCAACGUGAUAGACGCGAUCAAGGCCAGAAGAUCGAGAAUAGCCAAUUGCUCGAGCAUAUCGACAUGGGUGUCUAUAACAGGAACAGACCCAUGCGGAUUAUAGGGAGCCAUAAGCGUGAGGAUCCCAGUCGCCCCUUGCAAAGAGCCCUUUGGCAUGAUGCGUCCAUGGCAGCCGAGGACAGAGAGUUCUUCAUCACCAACGUUCAUCCCGACUGUAUCUUAGUUGCAGACAUGACUGCAGUCGAUAAACCGUCAUCGCCAGCUCGUCAAACCACCCUACCAACCCAGGAGACCAGCCGGUUACAUGCACCACCAUCCUCUCAGAUACCACAACAUAUUGUUAAAGCCUUGCAAAACGAAUACAUGCAGUACAAGCAUGCAGGGCAGUAUGAGAUGCAGUAUGAUGGGCAUGCCUCCACUCUCCUGGAUGCAGAUAUGACCUACAAUGCCCAGUUUGUCAAGCAUGAGUUCCUGUCGCCACUGUCAGAACCCUUGAAACGUCGCAACGGCAAGUUCGAUAUAUGCGUACGAGCAGAGACAAGUGCCUUAACGUGGUGCAGAUGGGUAGUGCUUUAUAAGGGCCGUCUGCCAGGAAAUAAAGAUCCCUCUCUUGUCUUGUUGACUUUCUGUCUUCUAGUUAUUCGAUCUGCUACGGGAACAGGCAAGACCGUAUUUGUGGAGCAGCUCGUCAAUGCGAACAGAAGAUUCAAAUUCGUUGCAGUAACGUGUAGAAGGACAUUGGCUGACAUGCUUGGGGUGCGCCUUGGGUUCUCGAACUACCAAGAUAUCCGCAAAGAGACUAUUGAAUGUGAUAGGGUCGUGGUCCAAGCAGAGUCGCUGCACAGACUUGAAUUGGGUUUCUAUGGAGAGAACGUCAUCUUUUUGAUCCUCGAUGAGUUCAGCUCACUGUGUGAGCAGAUGACGAGUGUCACAACAAUGGGCGAUAUGCAUGACCUUAACGGUCAGAUACUGCGAGAGUUCAUCAAAGGCGUGACCCGAGUUGUCUGUCUUGAUGCUGACCUCACCAACGACGAGGUGCAGCUUGUAAAGAGUCUGCGUGAUGAUGUGCAUGUCAUCCACAACACCUUCAAGCCACAGGAAGGCGACCAAGUCAUGAUGUACGAGUCCGAAUCGCUGUUGAAUCUCAAGUUCUAUUUACAACAGGAGUUACCACGCGAAUAGGACUUCGGCAAGGGCGCGCUUUGG
This is a messenger RNA of Gamsiella multidivaricata, 2127 nucleotides long. RefSeq names its product origin of replication binding protein-domain-containing protein. Gene Ontology annotation, molecular function: DNA replication origin binding; ATP binding. Lineage: Eukaryota; Fungi; Mortierellomycota; Mortierellomycetes; Mortierellales; Mortierellaceae. The record is from RefSeq and is a predicted model, not a curated record. Gene Ontology annotation, biological process: DNA replication. The coding region runs from base 463 to 2103 and encodes 546 amino acids. The transcript is spliced from 7 exons.